AUGGCAGCCGUCAUCUCCAGGUACGACCUCACCAUUGAUGCCGUUGAGCCUGAUGUCCUUGAACACUUUGAGAAAAUUAUUCCCCAUCUUCGAGGCCAUGCUCUUUGGCUCCUUGGCGAGCUUGGUGUUGGCAAGACCCCCUUAGGCCGAAUGCUUGCCAUGAUGUUUUCACGCUUUCAUGGAGGCACUGGCACCUUCAGAUCCGCCAGUGACUUCGACUUCUUCAGAGGCGUCUUCUUUGACAAAACCUGUCCUGCUCUCUACGAUGAUGGAGAGAUUGGGGGAGAAUUGAUCAAAAAGAAGAAGGCCUUUAGUGACGUUGGCGACCAGGAAACUAUCCUCAAGGAAAGAUGGACUGCUGCGAAAUUCGUGCAGCAUCAACUGAGAAUCGUGCUCGACAACCAAUAUGAUCCUGCUGAUGAGCCCCCAGAGGUUCCCUUGGAAGACUUCAUCUCGCACACUGCUUUCAUGAAGUUGGUGAAGCCUGCACUGGACUACAUUGCCAAUGCUGAUGCCAGAGCCAUUCUGAAACGUGCAGCCUUCAUGGUCUUCACCAAGAACUUCAUCUACUACCGUUUCCCUACGGAAAAGGAGGUUGAUGUGAAGCGUCUGAAGUGUCCUUGCGGCGAUCAUUGCCAACACAUCAUUGCCAACAUGAAGGCAGGAGGCCCCAUGCCUGAUGACUAUGAAACUCGAGUUGCUUGGGAAAGUGAAUGGCUCCGGGAAGCUUUCCGCAAACAUGACGCUCCUGAACCUGCAGCAGCUCCAGCACCACAGUCCUCGACACCAAUGCUUGAUGCAUUGCUUCGUGCUGAUGGAGCCGUCCCUGCGCCUGCUGGUUUCAAGCCUAUCCCUGUGAAGCUAGAGUUUCCUGGGCAACGCUUCCAUCAGCUUCGUCUUCUUCAACGUUCAUUGAUCUCAGUGACACACCUCCCCGCGCCUCUACAGCUGCUGCAUCCAGCCAAGAUGCUGAGUCGCUUCCCCCUGUUGGAGAAGCUUUUGAUGAAGGUGAACUUGACGCAGACAACAGCGGUGGUCCGCGAAGGCUUCUUCCUCAAAAUGGAUGGUGAUUUGCGAAGCCUUCUCUCUGGCUUCAAGAAACCGCUUGCGAAACUCAUGGCAAAGAUCAAUGGCAACAUUUGUGAGCAGGUCUUCAGCUGGUUUCGAAACCAUGCGCCCACCUGCAAUGAAAUGAAGAAACUUCGUCACAGGUUUAUUUUGUUUUACUAUGCGAAACGCCACGAUGAAGCCCUUCUACAUGGACAGGCCUCAUACCUUCGCAGCAUCGAGCACACUCGUCAGAAGAAGGUCAAAUCUAAGGCUUAUGGUUGUUCCCCCAAGCAGCGCAAGACGAGCAACAAGAAAGGCAUCAUGAAGGUCAAAAACCAUAUGAAACACUUCAAGGGGAAGUUCAUGAAAAAGGUCAUGAAGAAGUAG
Cladocopium goreaui is the source of this 1437-nucleotide messenger RNA. The record is from the annotation of a GenBank genome assembly. NCBI's taxonomy places the organism in Eukaryota, Dinophyceae, Suessiales, Symbiodiniaceae.